AUGAGGGAACAAGAUGGUGUUGGCAGUCAGGCAUGGAGGCAGUUUAGUUUUAAAACUGGAGCAUCUGUCACCAUCCCGUGUCGUUAUGAUAGGACAUAUAUACAACAUAAGAAAUACUGGUGCUUUCACGCUUCUGCAGCAUACAAUUACUGCAAAAUUCAGGCGUAUGCCAAUGAGACACAGGGGAAAGUGACAGUGACUGAUAACCCAGCUGAGAGUCUCUUUACUGUGACUAUGAAUAAUCUCCAGACAGAAAACACUGGAACGUACUGGUGUAUUGUAGAGAUAAGUGGAAUAUUCUAUCCAGAUGUUACAGAAACACUUUAUAUCACAUUAAAAUCAGAUCCUGAUCUGUCUGUGAUGGAGAGCAGAGUGAGUGGUGAGGAAGGAGGCAGCGUCACAGUCCAGUGUCUCUACAGCGCUGCGUAUCGGAAUAAAACGAAGCAGUGGUGUAGAUUUAUAGACAGCCGCUGCAACAAUAUGGGGAGGACUGCCACAUCCCAGAAGUCAGCAGUGAACCUCAGUGACGAUGGGAGAGGAUCCUUCAGUGUGCAGAUGAGUGGACUGAAGAAGAGUGAUGCUGGCUGGUACUGGUGCAGUGCAGGAGAUCUGCAGGUUCCUGUUCACAUCAGUGUCGGUGAUCCACCUCCAGGUAUUAUCACAUACACUGACCUCUACUUUAACAAAUGAAAAUCACAAUCAUGAUUAUUUUUCUUUUUCUUAGAUGUGACUGCAGGACUGACUACAGCAGUGACUACAGUGACUACAACCAGUGUAGCAGUGACUACAACCACUCACCAUGUCAGUAUUUACACGUAAGUAGGAAAGCUCCAUUGUAUUUAUCCAUGCUGUUGUCCUCUGCAGUUUUACAGAUUUUCUAUAUUUAUUAACUUAUUCAAAUAAGAAUGUGUUCUUAAUGUACAAAACCAACACCCUGUUAUUGAAUAUUUUAACCGGUACAUAAGAUAUUAUCUUGCUAGUUCUGCUUUCUCAUGUCAUACGAGCUUAAAUGCACUGAACAUUUAAUAAUGUAUUUUUUAUGAGUCUGUGAUGUGAGUGGAUUAAAUUAAACUGUAUACUAAAUUCUGAGCUUGAAAUAGCAAAUUAAGCAUGAAUAAAAUAGCUAAAUCUUACACAUUGAUUAUAAUCCUGUAGCCACAUUAAAUGAAACUGCACAUGGAUUACUGUGCACAAGAAAACUAUUAAUCUUUUAGUGACUUUUCCAGGGUUCUCUACACAUUCUCUACACAUGGGAUCUCAAACUAGGGGUCUCUUGACUUCCUAAUGUAAGAGCUAAUCAAGAGUUAGCUAGCAGAUGGGGACUGAAAAAUUACCCUAUGCAUAUGUAUGAAGGAAAACAUUUUAAAUGGUCAAGCUUUACUUUCUGACUUUUUCUUUCAUGUUUUAAACAGAUCUGGAUCGAAGCACAGUUCAGGUGGAGUCAGAUGGACAUGUUUCAGAAAAUUAGUGCAAUUGUUCUUCUUAACACAUUUCUAACUGUUGUUAUUUCUCACCCACAGCAACAUCUGUGACCAGCGCCACAUCAGAUUCUAGCGGUGAUGACACCAUGUGAGUGCAAACACACACUUAUUCUUUCUUGUAGAACAUGUUGAACACAUUUAGGUUAUGAUGUUGUUCUCUGCAGUUUUACAGAGAUUUAAAUUGAUUCUCUUAUUCAAAGAUGAACAUGUACUUAGUUACGAUAGUCUCUGUGAAUACAAUCAGAGACACUCGUAACAUUAGCCGCAUUAGCCGUGGACUUUGCUAACAAGCACGUUUGGAAAAGCGAUUUACAAACAUUCACAAUAUAUAAAGUGCGAUACUUGCGUCUUCUGGAUAUGAAGCCGGAUCAUGAACAGCUGGUACUGAUCCAUUCUUGAGAAUCAAGUUUUCAGCAAAUCCUGCUUUGUAUUGACCCUCGUUCACAAAGCAGCCUGGUGUCAAAUGAUUCCAACAACCAUAUACGAAUUUAAGUUUCCAUCAAAAAUAAAACUUCUGCACUACAUCUUCAGUGGCUCUGAUGCCGGGAGUACACGAAGACUCUCAUGUUCAAAGCUUAUGAAGCUGAGACGUUCCUCUUAUCCCUAUAGCUGCUCCAGCCCGGAAAACCCGGCUCACUGUGUGCAGCUCGCUCAGAGGAGGAUUUAUGCUAAUAGGUCAGAGUCCGUCACCAGUUGUGGGCGGGGCCUGUUCAGCAGAAAACGCGAACGACUCAUUUUGAGACACUGUUUAUGAUUUAUGGAAAAUAUUUAAAAAAUAGUGUUUGGAUUUUUACCAUUAUAGGGUGGUUGUGUACACACACUGCCGACACACAUUUAUGUUCAAACGCCAUGUAAAAGUGAAUUUUGCAUAAUAGGUCCCCUUUAAGAGAUCAUGUAAGAGGAAGAAAUGAUUACAUAUCGUUGUUGGAGACAGACAUAAAUUACGUGUCAUUUCAGGACAUUUUUGUUUUUGUUUCAGAAAGCCAGUGCAGUUCUGUCUUGCACAGAAUUGAAGGACGUGAUGUUGGUGGGACUGAAAAUUUAAGAAGCUGGCGCUUAUUCAGUUAUUUUUUUUUAUUAAAACAGCACGGUUAGUCAUGUGUUAAUCCUUUCAUAUCGUUUAGAACACAGUGUCCCACAUUUCCCCUUAAAGAUCGAUAAGUACAUCUACAGUGCCCUCCAAUAAAAUUGGCACCCUUGGUAAAUAUGAGCAAAGAAGCCUGGGAAAAAUUGUCUUUAACCUUUUGUUUAAAAAAAAAAUCACAAAAAUACUCUCAUGGAUAUCAAUCAAUUGCAAACACAACUCGAGUUUGCAACAAUUACUGACAACCUUUUAGUCAAUACUUUGUGCUACCUCCCUUUGCCAAGAUAACAGCUCUGAGUCUUCUCCUAUAACGCCUGAUGAGGUUGGAGAAUACAUGGCAAGGGAUCUGAGACCAUUCCUCCAUACAGAAGCUCUCCAAGAUCCUACAAAUUCCGAGGUCCAUACUGGUGGACUCUCCUCUUCAGUUCACCCCACAGGUUUUCUAUGGGUUUCAAGUCAGGGGACUGGGAUGGCCAUGGCAGGACCUUGAUUUUGUGGUCAGUAAACCAUUUUUGUGUUGAUUAUGAUGUAUGUUUUGGAUCAUUGUCCUGCUGCAAGAUCCAACCACGGCCCAUCUGUAUCCUUACAAAAUAUCCAGGUCCUCUGGCAGGAAAACAGCCCCAAAACAUUAAAGAUCUACCACUAUAUUUAACCGUGGGCAUGAGGUACUUUUCCAUAUGGCUACCUCUCUGUGUGCUCCAAACCACCUCUGGUGUUUAUUACCAAAAUGCUCUAUUUUAGUUUAAUCUGAGCAUAGAACCCGAUCCCAUCUGAAAGUCGUACGUCUGGCAAACUGAAGACGCUUGAGUUUGUUUUUGGAUGAGUGUAGAGCAGGUGUGUCAGACGUACGGACCGCGGGCCAAAACCGGCACGCUAGGGGGUUCAAUCCGGCCCGCAGGAUGAAUUUUGAAAAUGAGCAAAAUGCAUAUAAACACGAACUGGAAAUUUUUAAUAAAAUGCUAUUCAUAAAAUUAUCCGCUAGGGGCGCACUGUUUUAGUCAGAGUAGAAAACGCGGCACAAUUCUGGGACUCAGACCGAACAGCAGAUGGCAGCAAUGUGUCUUCUGCUGUUUGUUAUUACUGUGCAGUCUAACCUAUUUGCUACUCGCCCCCACACCCUCAUUAGCCAACAUGUCUUUGUCAAAAAGGAGAAAAGUGGAUACAGAGUGUAGUUUUCCAAGAAAAAUGGAGUGCAAUACUAUAUUUUUCAGUUCCAAAUACCUGUGACUUAAAGUUUUUUACAUUUGUACAAACACUGUGUCCAGUUGUAAUGCACACAUGUAUAUGAUAAUCAGAAGCAAAUUGCAGAAAAAUCGGAGGUUGUUCAUGAUAUGUUUUGUAAAAGGAUAUUUCAUUAAAUAUGAAGAUUUUCCUAAUGUACUUGUACUUCUUUGCACGAAAACAAAGGGAAAGGGACUUAUUGUUAUAGGUUCUUAUGCUAUGGUUUUAUAGGCCAGGCCCACUUUACAUCUAAUUAUGCUGUAUGUGCCCCUGAACUAAAAUGAGUUUGACACCGGUGGUGUAGAGGCUUUUUUCAUGAAACCCUUCCAGACAACUUGUUCCUAAACAAUUCCUGUUCCUUGUCACCCAGGUGUACUAAAAAUGUGUAUAUAUAUUGUAUAUAUCAAUGGGAAUAUACUAUAAUAUCUAUCUAUCUAUCUAUCUAUCUAUCUAUCUAUCUAUCUGUCUAUCUAUCUA
Molecule: messenger RNA, 4263 nt
Organism: Ictalurus punctatus (channel catfish)
Lineage: Eukaryota; Metazoa; Chordata; Actinopteri; Siluriformes; Ictaluridae
Product: polymeric immunoglobulin receptor-like
Exons: 3
Coding region: 1-690 (229 amino acids)
Source: RefSeq, a predicted model, not a curated record